This is a messenger RNA of Helianthus annuus (common sunflower), 444 nucleotides long. RefSeq lists its product as uncharacterized. Bases 1 to 444 code for a protein of 147 amino acids. The record is from RefSeq and is a predicted model, not a curated record. Lineage: Eukaryota; Viridiplantae; Streptophyta; Magnoliopsida; Asterales; Asteraceae. The transcript is spliced from 2 exons.
AUGGAGAAGUAUAGGGAAAAGAAACAGGAUCUACACAUGGUGUUCAUUGAUCUUGAAAAGGCCUAUGACAGUGUGCCACGUAGACUGAUUUGGGAUAGUUUGGAGAUUAUCCUAGAUGAGUUGACAAAGUUAAUUCAGGAGGCUCUCCCGUGGUGCCUAAUUUUUGCAGAUGAUAUUGUGUUAGUUGCUAAUAGUAAACAAAGCCUGAAUGCGAGGUUAGAAGAGUGGCGAGCUACUUUAGAGGGCAGAGGUUUAAGGAUUAGUCGAUCUAAGACUGAGUACUUGUAUUGUGACUUUAGUGGAGUAGACAACGACGAGGACAUUCAGAUCACCAUUGACGGUCAAGUGGUUCCGCAUGUGACUAAGUUCAAGUAUCUAGGAUCGUUUGUUCAGAAGGAUAGGGAGAUAGAUAGUGACGUUGCCCACCGCAUCCAGGUUGGAUGA